This is a messenger RNA of Rotaria socialis, 1683 nucleotides long. NCBI's taxonomy places the organism in Eukaryota, Metazoa, Rotifera, Eurotatoria, Philodinida, Philodinidae. The record is from the annotation of a GenBank genome assembly.
AUGAAUGUAAAAUUUCAUCCAAGACAAAUUAUUAUGACUGACAAAAAUAUGCGUCGAUUCCAAACAGCUCUCUUGUUAAUUACAAAUCCAAUCCGUUCUCGUAUUCCAUUUAUUCUUUCUGCCGUUAUACCUUAUGUUGAAAGAAAUCUUUAUGUUAUUAUUGAAAAUCCAAAUUUUCAAUCCUCGUCAUCAUCAUUAGCAUCGUCAUCUGAGAAGCUCUUCGAUCGAGAACAACAGAAGCAACGCAUACGUCCUUUGUUACAUGCUAUUUAUAAACAAUUGUCAGCAACAAAAAAUCCUUCAGUUAAUAUUCUUCUUCAUAAUGUUGAUUCAGUAAUAAAAUCUACGAAUCCUCUUCAAUUACCUCGUACAUGUGAAGCAGUUUUUGCUGAUUGCUCAUCUUCGACAGGAUUAUAUGAGUAUUGUCGAGAUCAUUUUCAUCGGUUAGAUCAAAAUUUUGAACUUCGAAUUAUUGAUGAAAAAGAAACAAAGGAAGAUCAAUUCAUUGAUAAUUUGUCUACAUGUGAUAAUGAUUUAUUUAGUACGAAAUGUACCAGUCGAUAUAAUCGAGGAGUUUUGGGUGGUACAUUUGAUAGAUUACAUAAUGGUCACAAACUAUUAUUGACUGAAAGUGCAUUACUCUGUGAUGAGAAAAUUGUUGUUGGUGUAACCGAUGGUGUCAUGAUAGAAAACAAAGUUUUAGCUGAAGUCAUUGAAUCAGUUACUGAUCGUAUGUCAAAUGUUCGAUCAUUUGUUGGCCUCAUUCGACCUAGCAUAUUUGUACACUGUGAACCAAUUGAAGAUCCAUGUGGUCCAUCAACCACAAUGGCAGAUUUAAAUUGUAUUAUUGUGACUGAUGAAACAAAACAAGGUGCUUUGCAAGUGAAUAAAGAGAGACAAGAUAAUGGCUUAAGCCUAAUAGAUGUACAUGUCGUACCUAUGGUUCCACCUGAUGAUCAUAAUCAAGACGGAGAUAAGAAAUUAAGUUCAACUUCACUUCGACGAGAAAUUCUUGGUAUCCUUCUUAAACCACCUUUGAAAUGUGUUGAAUCUAAUCAACCCUAUAUCAUUGGUCUUACUGGUGGUAUAGGCUCUGGAAAAUCAAGUAUUGGUCGUCGGUUACAAAAACUAGGUGCUUCCAUUAUUGAUUGUGAUAAAUUAGGUCAUGAAACGUAUAAGGUGGAUACUGAGGUUUAUAAACAGAUAAUCGUAACAUUUGGUGAAGAUAUUAUUAAUUCUACGGAUCGAUCCAUUGAUAGAAAACUACUUGGUAAAAAAGUUUUUCAAUCAUCUAAUGAACUUAAGAAACUAACAGAUAUUGUUUGGCCUGCUAUUUUAAAUCUGGCAAGAGAACGCAUUGAUUGUUUAUUUGAAGAAGGUAAACGUAUUAUUUUUCUUGAUGCAGCUAUAUUGAUUGAAGCAAAAUGGACUGUUGCUGUAAAUGAAAUAUGGGUUGCAUCUAUCCCUCCAAAAGAAGCUAUUCGACGUGUUGUUGAACGUGAUCGAAUAUCGAUAGAGGAAGCAAAACGUCGUUUGAGUGCUCAAAUAUCAAAUCAAGAACGUUUUUCAUAUGCUAAUGUUCUUUUUUGUACUUAUUGGGCAGAAAGUGUUACUCAGAAACAAGUUGAGCAUGCUUGGAAUCUUCUGUUGCAACGUAUUAACGGUGAUCGUCCAUCAUUUUAA